AUGAAGUCUUUUUCUCUUUUACACCUUCAUCUUCUUUUUCUCUUAACCUUAUGUUUAAUGUGCUUUAGUCCUAACAAAAUUGUGGCAGUGAUAUUACAAAACCAAACCGAUUAUUUAGCAUUGCUCAAAUUCAAAGAAUCAAUAUCCAUUGAUCCAUAUAGAACUCUUGAAUCUUGGAAUUCUUCCAUCCACUUCGGCAAGUGGUAUGGAAUCACAUGCAGCCCCAUGCAUCAAAGAGUUAUUGAGUUGAACUUAGAUGGAUCUGAAUUACAUGGAUCUUUAUCUCCCUAUGUUGGCAAUCUCACUUUUCUGAAAAUUCUCUACCUAAGAAACAACAGCUUCUCUGGAGAAAUUCCACAGGAGUUAGGUAAGUUGCUACAAUUGCAGCAACUUCGUCUCACCAAUAACUCAUUUGCAGGUCAAAUUCCUACAAACUUGACAUAUUGCUCCAAUCUUGAAUGGUUAUCCUUAGGUAAGAACAAUCUCAUUGGUAAAAUACCAAUCGAAAUUGGCUCUUUGAAAAAACUCAGAACAUUAGAAGUUUGGAAAAACAACUUAACCGGAAGAAUCUCUUCAUUUAUAGGGAAUCUCUCAAGCUUAAGGGGCUUUUCCUUUACUUAUAACCACAUACAAGGAGAUAUUCCACAAGAAAUAUGUCACCUUAAAAACUUGUCAGUUUUACUUUUGGGUGGGAACAAAUUGUCUGGUAUGGUUCCUUCUUAUCUUUACAACAUAUCAUCACUUACCAUGCUUUCCAUGCCAGAGAAUAGCUUUCAUGGAUCUCUUCCACUAAACAUGUUCAACACCCUCCCCAAUCUCCAACAUUUUGCUAUUUCAGGAAAUGAAUUUUCCGGUUCAAUUGCCACUUCCAUAAUAAAUGCGUCUAACAUUAUAUUGUUUGAUAUCAGUAGAAAUUAUUUUGAGGGACAAGUUCCAAGUUUAGGUAGGCUAAAAAAUUUAUCUUUUUUGAAUUUGGAAGACAACAAUUUAGGUGACAAUUCAACUAAGGAUUUGGAGUUUUUAAAAUCUUUGACAAACUGUAGCAUGUUAAAUGCGUUUUCUAUGGCCACCAAUAAUUUUGGAGGCAUUCUACCAAAUUCUAUAGGCAAUUUAUCCACUGAGCUUAAGCAACUAUAUCUUGGGGUUAAUAUGAUAUCAGGACAAAUUCCUGCUGAGUUAGGAGGUUUAGUUGGCUUAACUCUCUUGAGCAUGGUAGGUAACAAAUUUGAAGGAAAUAUUCCAACAACUUUUGGGAAGUUCCAAAAUAUGCAGAUGUUAGAUUUGAACGGAAACAAGCUGUCAGGAGAUAUACCAUCCUCUAUAGGUAAUCUUACUCAGUUGUAUAAAUUGGAUUUACAUCUUAAUAUGUUUGAAGGAAAUAUUCCUCCAAGCAUAGGUAACUGUCAAAAGUUACAAUAUCUAGAUCUUUCGCAGAAUAAGCUUCGAGGAACCAUCCCUUUAGAGGUUUUUAGUCAUUCGUCUUUAACAAAUUUAUUGGACUUGUCACAUAACUCUUUGAGUGGUAGCUUACCAAGAGAAGUGGGUAUGUUAAAAAAUAUUGGUAAGCUAAAUGUCUCUAAAAAUCAUUUAGCUUCUGCCUAUCGCCGCUUGAAGCGGGGUUGUUGA
This is a messenger RNA of Vicia villosa (hairy vetch), 1626 nucleotides long. Its product is annotated as LRR receptor-like serine/threonine-protein kinase EFR. The coding region runs from base 1 to 1626 and encodes 541 amino acids. The transcript has a single exon. The record is from RefSeq and is a predicted model, not a curated record. NCBI's taxonomy places the organism in Eukaryota, Viridiplantae, Streptophyta, Magnoliopsida, Fabales, Fabaceae. Gene Ontology annotation, molecular function: protein binding.